AGAUUCCUUUUAUCUAUUUAGAUAAACCAUAGGGUCUCAGUGCUUUCAUAGUUCGAUCGGUAUUAUUGAUGAUAAUAAGACUGUUUGGUGUCGGUGUCAUACGUGAAAUAAUAUUAAAAGAUUAUGCUUCGGGAUCGACAUUCGCAGGAGAAUGUUUUGAUAAGCAUAGUAACACGUAAAUAUCCUUGAUAGUACUGAAUGUCUGGACUUUUUAAAUCGCAAUGGGGAACCUUGAUAGUAUACUUUCUCGCCGAGAACCCGUUCGACUUCUGAUGCAGGGAUUAGAUGCCGCCGGUAAAACCAGCAUACUGUACCAUUACAAACUCGGAGAAGUUGUCACGACCAUCCCUACCAUAGGAUUUAAUGUUGAGACAGUGAAAUUCGGCAAUUCAGAGCUGACAGUGUGGGAUGUAAGCUCCAGGGGCAAAAUACGGCCCCUCUGGGGGCAUUACUACCUAAACACUCAGGCAUUGGUGUUUGUUUUCGAUAGUGUUGACAGGGAGAGAAUUACAGAAGCAAGAGAGUUACUCUACAGUAUCCUUACAGAGGAUGAAUUGAACGGUGUUCCUGUUGCUAUUGCUCUCAAUAAAAGGGAUCUUCCAGACUGCAUGACAAGAGAGGAGAUGGUGGAAAAAUUAGAUUUGAGGAAAAUUCAGGAACAGAGACCCUGUGAAGCUUUUCUGACCACAAUUAAACCCACUGCUGAAGUGGACUCGGAAUUUGAUAAAUUGUUGGAGUGGAUUACAGAGGAAACGGCCAAAAGACGAAAGGCGUUUUCUCUGAAAAAUCAAAAGAUGGACCCUUUCUCAUCAUACAUUUGGCAACCAAUAAUGAAAGUGAAGAACAUGAUGUUUAACUGACAAGAUUUGAUAUAAGUAGUAGAACUAUCUACUAGGAUUGGUCUUGAACAGUUCAACCAGUUUUAACUAUUAAAUCAGAUAUGUGAUAUCAUUUACUGAAGUCUUUUAGAUCUCAUAUCUUUAGAAUUUCUUUUGCUGUUAUUUGAUGCAUUUUCAGAAAUCAUAAAAUUAGAAAUGGCAAUCAAAAAUUCCACAGCAUAGGAGAUUCUAAUAAAAAAAAUUAUGUCUAUCGUAAAAGUAUGCACCUACAUGUAUUAAUUAUCAUUUGUGCAAUAUAAAAGUUAGUCUAGUUUAUUGUCUUCCUUUUUGUAGACAGCAGUGUAUGUUUCUUCUGUGGUAUGGACAUUGUUACUGUAAAUCAUUUGAUAAUAAUGAUAAUGCUAUUAUUAUAAUUGAAUAACAGAAAUAAACAAUCAAAAUCU
Ostrea edulis (European flat oyster) is the source of this 1282-nucleotide messenger RNA. RefSeq lists its product as uncharacterized. The coding region runs from base 222 to 860 and encodes 212 amino acids. Gene Ontology annotation, cellular component: cytoplasm. Gene Ontology annotation, biological process: vesicle-mediated transport; intracellular protein transport. The transcript has a single exon. Gene Ontology annotation, molecular function: GTPase activity; GTP binding. The record is from RefSeq and is a predicted model, not a curated record. Lineage: Eukaryota; Metazoa; Mollusca; Bivalvia; Ostreida; Ostreidae.